AUGUCAACACCUUUAUGGCGUCGAGAUGGAACAGGUCAUUAUUUGUGUAACGCUUGUGGUCUUUACUCAAAGAUAAAUGGUAUGAAUCGACCACCAAUUAAACCACACAAAAAGAUUCCCAAUAAUCGUCGGGCCGGAUUAUCGUGCUCAAACUGUGGCACUGGACAAACAACUCUUUGGAGGCGUAAUAUUGAAGGUGCGCCCGUUUGCAAUGCUUGUGGCCUUUACUUUAAAUUACACGGUGUCCCACGUCCGAUGACGAUGAAAAAAGACGGCAUUCAAACGCGAAAACGUCGACCGAAAAAUCCAGCAGGAUCAACUAACACAAUCCAAUCAACAAAUGGAUUAGUUAAUCAAGCAAAUAAUCAUCAUCACCAUCAACAGCAGCAACAACAACACCAACAACAACAGCAACAGCAACAAAUUCAAAACCCUCACCAAUCCUUACAAUCACAAUUAGUUCAAGCCUCACAAUCUCAAUUAAUGCAUCAACAACAACAACAACAACAACAACAGAAUCAAUUAGUUAAUCCAUCAUCAAAUAAUCCCCACAUUCAGCCACCGAUGAUCGUCAUGCACACAAGUGUAAUACAAUCUUUGACUUCACUCGAUGAUUAACCAAAUCGACGAAACAAUUAACUUUCUGCGCCUUAGCAAGUUGUCAAUUCCGUCAGAUGAAACUAGAACGGCAACAAUCAGAAUCGAUAAUCGUUCAUCUAAUUUUGUCAUUUGUUUCAAAACAUUUUUUUCUCAUUAAUAACUAAUCAAUAUAAUCAUUAUUUGGAGUGGAACCAUUGAAAAAAAUCUAAUUUCUUUUGCUCGA
This is a messenger RNA of Panonychus citri (citrus red mite), 823 nucleotides long. Its product is annotated as GATA-binding factor A-like. Gene Ontology annotation, biological process: negative regulation of transcription by RNA polymerase II; positive regulation of transcription by RNA polymerase II; cell fate commitment. Bases 1 to 618 code for a protein of 205 amino acids. Gene Ontology annotation, molecular function: DNA-binding transcription factor activity, RNA polymerase II-specific; zinc ion binding; RNA polymerase II cis-regulatory region sequence-specific DNA binding. The transcript has a single exon. The record is from RefSeq and is a predicted model, not a curated record. Lineage: Eukaryota; Metazoa; Arthropoda; Arachnida; Trombidiformes; Tetranychidae.